GUUGCUAGUUGUGGGAAAGAAUAUAAUAAGUUUCACAAUCAGGUGGAUCUGAACUCACAUGGGACUUCCCCCACAAAAAAGAAGAAGAAAGCGUUGCUUUCCUCUCUGUUAGGUAGUUACUUCUCACUAAACUGAAUCAUAAUCAUAUAUUCAUUAUAGAUAUUACACAGAUAAACAGAAAGAGUGCUCCAUCUCGAUGGCGGAGCUCCGUCACUCCUCCUCACUCGGUACCCGAGCCACUUCUUCUCCGAUGAAGCGCGAUGCCGUCGCCGAUUCUUCUCCUCUCAUUCCCGAAGACGACCUCCCCGACGAUCGCCACUCUCCUAAAGACCGCGACCGUCCUCUCUGCUCGCAUUUUCACCACCUUUGCUCCUUCUUCACCGACGACCCUAGGGUUCAUCUUCACAACUCCAGGAUCUCUAUAUUCUUCGCUUUACUUCUACUUCUUGUUGCCUUGCUCUCCUUAUUCACAAUUCUCAACAAAUUGAAUUCCCCUUACUUGUGUAAAAAAGAUGGGAUCGUUCUUCAUUGCCCACAUGUCAAAGAAUCAGCAUCUCUUUGGGAAAAUCCUUACUCGUCCACAACAUCGUGGAAGCCAUGUGCUGAGCGCAGGGAUGGUGCCUUAUCAGAACUUCCUCAUGAAAAUAAAACAAAUGGAUAUAUAUUCAUUCACGCUGAAGGCGGUCUUAAUCAGCAAAGAAUUGCGAUAUGCAAUGCAGUUGCUGUGGCAAAAAUAAUGAAUGCCACCCUUAUUUUGCCUGUAUUGAAACAGGACCAGAUUUGGAAAGACCAAACGAAAUUUGAGGACAUUUUUGACGUGGAUCACUUCAUUGACUACCUAAAGGAUGACGUCCGUAUUGUCCGUGAUAUCCCAGAAUGGUUUACUGAUAAAACAGAGUUAUUUUCUAGUAUAAGACGGACUGUAAAGAACAUUCCAAAAUAUGCACCUGCACAAUUUUACAUCGACAAUGUUCUGCCCCGCAUCAAGGAGAAGAAGAUUAUGGCUCUGAAACCUUUUGUUGAUAGGCUAGGAUACGACAAUGUUCCUCCAGAAAUCAACAAGUUGAGAUGUAGGGUCAAUUAUCACGCUCUGAAAUUUCUUCCUGAUAUAGAGCAGAUGGCUGAUUUACUAGCAUCAAGAAUGAGAAACCGGACAGGCAGUUCAAAUCCUUAUAUGGCACUGCAUCUUAGAUUUGAAAAAGGAAUGGUGGGCCUAUCUUUUUGUGAUUUUGUGGGGACAAGAGAGGAGAAAGCUAAAAUGGCCGAGUAUAGAAAAAAGGAGUGGCCUCGACGGUAUAAGAAUGGUUCCCACUUGUGGCAAUUAGCUCUGCAGAAGCGAAAGGAAGGACGAUGCCCUCUAGAGCCUGGAGAAGUGGCUGUUAUUCUUCGGGCUAUGGGCUAUACGAAGGAAACUCAAAUUUAUGUAGCUUCUGGACAAGUUUAUGGUGGACAGAACCGGAUGGCACCCCUAAGGAAUAUGUACCCUAAUCUCGUUACGAAGGAGGAGUUGGCAACUAAAGAGGAGUUGGAUGGUUUCAGAAAGCAUGUGACGAGUCUUGCUGCUCUUGAUUUCUUGGUGUGCUUGAAAUCAGAUGUAUUUGUGAUGACCCAUGGAGGCAACUUUGCUAAGCUGAUUAUUGGGGCCCGCAGAUACAUGGGUCACCGGUUAAAAUCAAUUAAGCCCGACAAAGGACUAAUGUCCAAGUCUUUUGGGGAUCCGUACAUGGGUUGGGCUCCUUUUGUAGAAGAUGUUAUUGUUACUCACCAGACACGGACGGGAUUGCCGGAAGAGACUUUCCCUAACUACGACCUUUGGGAGAACCCUCUGACUCCUUGCAUGUGUAAAGCCUAAUCACAGCUAUUUUUAUAGAUACAUUACACUGGGACUUUUGCAUUUCCAAGAACUAUGCCAUCUAAGUUAUGAGUUUCAAAUAUCUCCAUGGCAAAAGUGAAAACCUUGGGCUGCGGUUAAUUCAUGCUGAGGUGGGAGGGACAGUAAAUAGAAAUUUGGAGCAGAGGUAAUGGCUUGCAGGAAAUGAGGUUCAUCUUAAAGAAUAGAUUUCCUACUAUUGAGUGUUCUCUUUAAUGAGACUCCUGGCGUUUUUUCCCCCCUUCUUUUCAUCUAACAUGUAGCAAUACCUCACGUCCACUUUUCUUCCUCUUGAAAAGAAACUGAUAAUUUUUUGUAGCGAGAGAAAAUUGCAAAUCAUUGAUGAAUUAAAUGUUGUUGUUCGAAAUAUGAUUUAUGAAAGAGCUCAUAGCCGUAAAAUGUGA
This is a messenger RNA of Cicer arietinum (chickpea), 2274 nucleotides long. RefSeq names its product protein PECTIC ARABINOGALACTAN SYNTHESIS-RELATED. Lineage: Eukaryota; Viridiplantae; Streptophyta; Magnoliopsida; Fabales; Fabaceae. The record is from RefSeq and is a predicted model, not a curated record.